Messenger RNA from Didymodactylos carnosus, 3390 nucleotides. Lineage: Eukaryota; Metazoa; Rotifera; Eurotatoria; Philodinida; Philodinidae. The record is from the annotation of a GenBank genome assembly.
AUGUUCGUGGAUAAAUCAUUGGAAAAGCACAAAGCGAAUGCGAACAUCGAGACCAUUGAAGCCGUGGAGCAAAUAAAUGGUAACGACGUUAUUGCAUUAGAUUACCAAGCUACUAGCAAUCGACCUGUAGAUGAGCAGAACCGUCACUCAUCGCAAAAGCAGAAGAUCGUGACUAGUCACGAAAAGAAGAAACGACUGGCGACAACACAUGUUAGCGCUCAAUACCAGCAGGCCGCAAUUACGCUCGCUGAUGGAGUGCUGAAUGGUGUACGAAAAGUGGUGAGAAAACACAUCGAAGUUCAGAGGGAUCCACCGCACAAGUUUGAUGGGCUGAACUCGAACGGAGAAGAAGAAACUGAUCAGAAACAAGUGGUACUAGCAGCGGAAGACGAUGAUAACACAAAUGGCGACUCUCUGUCAAAAAAUCGUCGACUUGUUGAAGUUAUCGAUGUGGAACAAAAGCGAAAAGCCGCGGGCACUGUCAACAAUAUAGCAAACGAUUUUGGUCCCAUUGCCAAAUACGCGGAAGAACCUUUGCUGUCGCUCGCUGAGGCGUGUGCUCCGUUGGACAGCAUCAUCCACGAUUUAUCCGCCUACGUUCGGCUGGCGCUCGACGAAACUCCGGCUCAACCACCCGACGGACUGACUAUCGACGAGAGUGCUGCGAUUCGCCUUUACACGAUCGAGUGGGAAGGACCGCAUCGAAGUCUCUACUCAAUGCUCAAUCACACUCUCAAGAAUGCCGAUCGCAAGGAUCUUCAUCCCUAUGGCAAGUAUCUCAAACUGUUGGUCACUGCUCUGGUCAAACUGCCAUGCGUCCCACCACAGACCGUCUGGCGAGGGGUAAGCAAAGAUCUGAGUGCAGAUUUUCCGCCGGGCACCCUGGUAAUAUGGUGGGGAUUUUCGUCGUGCACGGUUGCGCUCACUGUACUUGAAAACAACAUGUAUUUGGGCACUGCGGGCGAACGGACGCUCUUCUCCGUCGAAGCCAUCAACGGUCGAACUGUACGUGCUCAUUCGCAUUACGCUACUGAAGAUGAAAUUCUUCUUUUGCCCGGCACCUACAUGGAAGUUCAGUCGCAGUUUAGUCCGGCGCCCAAUCUGCACAUCGUCCACUUAAAACAAAUAAAACCGGUCGAGACACUUCUCGAACUUCCAUUUGAAGGUAGUCUUAGAUAUCAAGACAUAGAUGGACAUCUCAUCUAUUCAUCUUUAGGUGCUCACCUUUAUCCACCAGAGAAGAAAAACGUACCGUGGUACAAGAAACGACGGACAAUUUGUGAGCUUAGCCUGUUGGUCAUUCUUUGUCUUUCCGGCAUCAUUGUCGGUUCAGUGGUCGGCACAAGACGUUCGCCACCAUGGAGUAGAUAUCCAGCUUCUGUGACAACAGGUGAUUUCAAUGGUGAUCACAGAACUGAUUUAGCUGUUGCAAAUUAUGAUGAUAAUACAGUCAGUAUACUGCUCGGUAACGGCAACGGAAUAUUUCAAAGUCAAAUCAUAUACAACACUGGCAAAUCUCCACAAUCAGUCACAACCGGGGAUUUCAAUGGUGAUGACAGAGUUGAUUUAGCUGUUGCAAAUUAUGAUGAUAACACAGUCAGUAUACUGCUUGGUAACCCCAACGCAACAUUUCAACAUCAAAUCAUAUAUAACACUGGGAAACAACCGUAUUUUAUGACAACAGGGGAUUUCAAUGGUGAUAACAGAACUGACUUAGCUGUUGCAAAUUCUGGUGAUAACACCGUCACCAUUCUGCUUGGUAACGGUAACGGAACAUUUCAAAGUCAAAUCAUAUGUAACACUGGCAAAUCUCCACCAUCUGUCACAACGGGUGAUUUCAAUGGUGAUCACAGACCUGAUUUAGCUGUAGUGAAUAACAAUGAUAACACAGUCAGUAUACUGCUCGGUAACGCUAACGGCACUUUUCAAAGUCAAAUCAUAUAUAACACUGGGAACCAACCAUAUUUUGUGACAACGGGUGAUUUCAAUGGUGAUAACAGAACUGAUUUAGCUGUUGCAAAUUCCGGUGAUAACACAGUCGGUAUACUGCUUGGCAAUGGCGACGGAACAUUUCAAGAACAGAUUACAUACCAGACUGGAAAAUAUCCAAUUUCCGGGACAACAGCUGAUUUCAAUGGUGAUCGCACAACUGAUUUAGCUGUUUCAAAUUACGACAGUAACACCAUUAGUAUACUACUCGGUAACGCCGACGGUACUUUUCAAAGUCAAGUCCAAUAUACCACCGGGGAUUCUCCAUAUUCUGUCACAACAGGUGAUUUCAAUGCUGAUAACAGAACUGAUUUGGCUGUUACGAAUUCCGGUGACAACACCGUCAGUAUACUGCUGAGGAACCGCAACGCAAUAUUUGAAAGUCAAAUUACAUAUAACACUGGGAAAUAUCCAGUUUCUUUGACAAUUGGUGAUUUCAAUGGUGAUCACAGACCUGAUUUAGCUGUUGUAAAUUACGAUGAUAACACAGUGAGUAUGUUGAUCAGUACCCGCAACGGAAUAUUUCAAAGUCAAUCUACGUAUGGCACUGGAAAAUCCCCAGUUUCUGGGACAACGGGUCAUUUCAAUGAUGAUAACGGAACUGAUUUAGCUAUUGCUAAUUCUGGUGAUAACACCGUCACCAUACUGCUUGGUAACGGCAACGGUACUUUUCAAAGUCAGCUUACAUAUGGGACUGGGAAAUCUCCAGUUUCUAUGACAACAGCUGAUUUCAAUGGUGAUGACAGAGUUGAUUUAGCUGUGGCAAAUUCUGGUGAUAACACGGUCGGUAUACUACUCGGUAACGGCAACGGUACUUUUCAAAGUCAACUCACAUAUGGCACUGGGAAUGCUCCAUAUUCUGUCACAACGGGUGAUUUCAAUGCUGAUAACAGAACUGAUUUAGCUGUGGCAAAUUUCGAUGACGGCACCGUCGGUAUACUGCUCGCUAACGCCGACGGCACUUUUCAAAGUCAACUCACAUAUGGCACUGGGCGUUUUCCGUUUUCCGUGACAACUGGUGAUUUUAAUGGUGAUCACAGAACUGAUUUAGCUGUUGCAAAUUUUGGUGACGGUACCGUCGGGAUAUUGCUCGGGAAUGGUGACCGAAUAUUCCAAACUCAAGUCACAUAUGACACUGGGAAAUCUCCAAUUUCUGUGAAAACAGCCGAUUUCAACGGUGAUCACAGAAGUGAUUUAGCUGUUGCAAAUUCCGGUGAUAAAACCGUCAGUAUAUUGCUCAGUAACGGCUACGGAACGUUUCGAAGUCAGGUCCAAUAUACCACUGGAAAUGCUGCAUAUUCUGUGGCAACGGGUGAUUUCAAUAAUGAUAAUGAUACUGAUAUAGCUGUUGCAAAUACUGUUGAUGCCACCGUCAUUAUCUUUCUUGGUGUGUGUGACUGA